Molecule: messenger RNA, 4443 nt
Organism: Alternaria atra
Lineage: Eukaryota; Fungi; Ascomycota; Dothideomycetes; Pleosporales; Pleosporaceae
Exons: 4
Coding region: 1-4443 (1480 amino acids)
Biological process (GO): regulation of cell shape
Molecular function (GO): protein binding
Source: RefSeq, a predicted model, not a curated record
AUGUCUUUUCUCUUCGGCAAGAAGAGCAAGCAGCAGGCCAACAACGCGCUGCCACCAGCCAUCAGAGAAAUAACCUCGUCAGGUGGCCCAGGGCAACCACCCCCGGCCGUCAAUGGAUCUGGCUCUCGCGAGAUUGAGAGGACCCGUGGAGGCUCCCAAUCCCAGACACCUACUCCCGGAGGCAGCAUAAACAACUCGUUGAGCUCUCUCCAAAAUCAAACCCCUGGAAAUGCGCCCACCCCUGAGCCCAAAGCACUGCGAGAGAAGGCCGACACCAACAUCCAGAAUACGAACCCCAGAUUUGCCGGCAACUCACCAGACUCCCCGUACCCUUGGUCCUCCCGACGGCUGAACUUCACCGCAGGCAAUCCCUUCCCGCGAUACGGCGCUGCUAUCAAUGCCACGGCUUCCAAGGAUGGCACGAUUUACCUCAUGGGUGGACUCGUGGGCGGCGCGACAGUCAAGGGUGAUUUGUGGCUGACUGAGAUGGGCAACGGUAGCAUGGCCUGCUAUCCCAUUUCCACAACUGGAGACGGUCCUGGUCCUCGCGUGGGUCAUGCUAGUCUACUCGUUGGCAAUGCCUUCAUCGUCUUUGGAGGAGACACGAAACUGGCUGACAACGACGACUUGGACGACACCCUAUAUCUCCUCAAUACCUCUACAAAGCACUGGUCGCGCGCACUACCGCAAGGCCCUCGUCCCACUGGUCGCUACGGACACACCCUAAACAUACUAGGCUCUAAGAUAUACAUUUUCGGUGGACAGGUCGAGGGCUUCUUCUUCAAUGACCUAGUAGCUUUUGACCUGAACUCGUUGCAGUCAUCCGCAAGUCGAUGGGAAGUGUUAAUACCAAACACUAAGGAGCAGGCUUCUCCGCAGGGCAGAUCACCACCAGCACGUACCAAUCAUUCCGUGGUAACGUGGAAUGACAAGCUCUAUCUAUUUGGUGGCACCGACGGGAUUACUUGGUUCAACGAUGUCUGGACCUAUGAGCCACGCUCCAACGCGUGGACAGAGCUUGACUGCAUUGGCUACAUUCCUGUAGCUCGCGAGGGUCAUUCUGCCGCCCUCGUCAACGACACCAUGUACAUCUUCGGCGGACGUACCCAAGAAGGCGUCGAUCUGGGCGACCUUGCAGCCUUCCGGAUUUCAUCCCGCCGCUGGUACAUGUUCCAAAACAUGGGGCAUUCCCCCUCAGCCCGAUCGGGCCAUAGCAUGACUGCGUUCGGAAAGCACAUCGUCGUCUUAGCUGGUGAGCCCAGCUCUUCCGUCAGUGACAGGAACGAGCUCAGCCUUAGUUAUAUUUUGGACACCUCCAAGAUAAGGUAUCCGCCCAAUGAAAGUGCUCCUCCACCGCAGCCGCAGAAUACCCAGCGAAAGAUGAGUGGCGGUGAGAGAAGCAAUGUGCCUCCCGCUAAAGUCGGCUCCCCUCCAACGCGCGAGAGUAUGAUGCCUGGUUCCCAACUCACAAGAGCCCCAGAAAACAUGGGAAACGGGGUGAACGCAGGAUCACGGUUGCCUCGUGCAGCAGGUCAGCCACCUCCAGGUCCUCCUCCACUCCAGCAACCCCCACAGCCCCGCGAGAAUGGUGCUGGCGCACAAGGUGCCCCGAAGCCCCGAAGCAAGACUCCUACCAAGAACGAACGUGGAUAUGGCCCACCUAUCGACACUGGAGCUGUGUCCGCGCUAGAUAGAGACAAUAUGUCGCCUGUGACCCGCGAAAGUCCGUCUACGAACGACAUGCAACGGAAGGCUUCGAUGGACGCUGUAAGCCAGCAGACCCCGAAGCAGUCCAUGGACACUACGCGCUCCGGUAGCACCGUAUCACGGAACACAUCCAAAUCUCACCGUCCGCAGCCUUCCCAGGAUAGCACAGACCAAGCAGCAAGGCAGUCUCUAGAGACACAACAACAACGCGGAUUUGUUCGUGAGGUUGAGCAGUUACCCAACGAGGGCCUAAAAAACGCGUCACUUGCGAAUGAUCAAAGAAAUACCGACCUUGUUAGAGAACUAGAGCACGUCAAAAGUCGCAACGCAUGGUACGCCUCGGAGCUAGCACUUGCCCGUCGAGCAGGCUACAGCUCGGGUACUUCGACGAGUCCUGUAUUCGAUGAGCGAUCGGCCGACGCUUUUCGGGACGAAGACAGACCCUUGUUGGAGGCGCUCUUGAAGAUGAAGACCGAACUUGAACGAGUACAGACCUCAAUCAAAUCGCAAGGCGACGAUGCCGCAAAGAGAAUCGCUGAAGUUGAGAGACAGCGGGACGCAGCUGUUAGUGAAGCCAUAUACGCUAAAACCAAGUUAGCGGCUCACGGAGGUGGUAGUCAGAAUGGAACUCCCCAGCCAGAUGGAGCUCGAAGCACGAAUACACCGGACGCUGAUCGACUCCAAGAUAUUAGUCGUCGACUAGCUACGUCUUUGGGGGCUCAAGGUGACCUGGCUACCAAAGUGGAGCAUUUAACCCGUCAAAUUGAGGCCGAAAGGAAAGCGAAACAGCUAGCCGAGGAGACCGCAGAAGCUGCACAGAAACGUGUACAAGAACUGGACUCGACCCGACAAAAGGCCACGGCUGAAUCAGAGAGUCUACGUGCCGAGUUGCACGAAGCUGAACGUAUCGCAAGAGAAGUCUCCACUAGCGCUGCAGAAGCGGAAUCGGCAUCGAAGCUAUUAGCGAUCGAUAAACAAGAGCUGAGCGCCAAGAUUGCUAAGGUUUCCGAAGAGUCAAGAACUCAGUCGGCUGUUAUUCAGUCUCUGCGCGAUGCGGUCUUUGCGUCCACGGAGAAAUCAACAUUGCUGGAGAAGAAGCUCAACGAGGAGCGGACUACGAGCGAAAACCUGCGCCAGAAGUUGAGCCAGCUUCGCAGUGAAUAUGAGGCACGCGUACUGGAGCUGGAGACUAUGUCACAAAAGCUCCGUGAUGCGGAGGAGUUGGCGGAAAGUCAUGCAGAAGAGGCACGCCUUCAUCGGGCCACCGUUUUCUCUGGUCUUCAAACGAUGACGGAGCGCUCUGAGGAAGAUGGCGCCAACCAUGACGAGCGGGUUGUAAUACUGCAGCAGCAAGUCGAAUCUGCAAACUCUAUGGCCCGCAAAAACCAGACAGCAGCUGAUCAGGCGUCGGAAAAGCUUCGACGGGCUGAAGAACGAAUCGCUGGUCUUGAAGCCUAUCAAGAGCAAUCUAGUCGUGAGGGGCUUACCAUCCGUAAACAACUACAGCAGGCUAUGCGAGAUGUACAGCUCUCCGAGGCCGAACGAACUGAGCUUCGCCAGCAACACGAGCGUUUGCGCCUUGAGAGCAAUGCAUUUGAAGUUCAGCUCAAGACUCUUCGCAAUCUCCUUGACGAAAGAGGUGUGAACGCUGUCGACUCGCGACGCUCAAGAGUACUAGACAGUCCAAACUCAAGGUUUGGCACACCUGAACUCAACCGAGUUCGCGAGUUGGAACAACAGGUAGACUCUAUGACCAAAGCACAUGAGGAACUGCGUUCCAUGUUCGAGGAGCGUGAGCAUGAGGUCAGCAAAGAGUGGGAGGAAAAAUUACAGGCACUUCACAACGACCACCAAGCUGCUGUCAAGUAUCUCCGGGGUACAGAAAAGAUGCUUUCGAAGAUGAAACAGGAGCUCGAUCGCUACAAGAGUGCGAAUCUCAAGCUCGAGGAAGAACUCACCCAAGUGAGGCAAGACAAGCGUAGUUCCGCUGACGAAGCCGAUCACACCAAGUGGAACGCAGAGCGUACGGCACUUCAGUCUGAACUGGACAAGGCACGGGAGGACAUGGAGGCUACCGUUACGCGUUUCGAGACCCAGUUGUCCAAACUGCAAGCCGAUCUGGCUUCCGCUCGCGCCGAUGCCGAAACGGCAACGAAUGCUACAAAGCAGGCCGAGCAUCAGGCAGCUCAGUUCCAGGCAGAUCUCGACUCGCUCCGCCGUCAGUAUACACAGACUGAGGAACGUGCACGCGAAGCUGAGAGUCGGGUCCAAAUGUUCCUUGACCAGUUUGAGUCAUCGGUCGAUAAUUACCGUCGCCAGUCCCAGGUUCCGACCGAGAACAACCUUCCUGAACACAGCCGCCACCAUGCCCACGAUAGUAUUGCAUCGGCUGAAUCUCUUUACAGCCGCAAUGAUGGCUCCAGUACCCCGGAGGCUACUAACCGUCGUUCAUCUACUGCUACACGGAACUCCAUGGCUCUCGAUAACCUUGCCUCUGAGUUGGAUGCUCUCAGGAGUCACUGGGAAACCACCAACAAGGCUUACCGAUUGAGUGACCGCUUUGAUUUCGAACGCAUGCCCGACAAUGAUAACACGGAUGUAAAUGAACUUUCGCAAUGGAGGAAGAAGGUGGAGAGCGAGGAUGGAUUCCAAGCUGCGGCGGGUAGUCAGGAUUCAAAAUCCGUUCAGCCGGCUGCUACCAUGGCCUCGCCGACACAGCUCCACGGAUCUUCGUAG